GUUUCUAUAUUGGAAAGUGUGCUGUUACGUAUGCACAAAACCACCAAAAAAACGACGAGGACGUAACAACAUGGUUAGGUCGCAUUCUGUUCGUCAACCAGGGAGAUAUGGAUCAAACAGAGGCCCGUUUCGCCGAUCCAUCAGAGUGAGUCAACGGUCGGCCGACUCGGCCUUAGGACUCUCCGAAAGUAUGACAAAGUCUUCAUAUUCUGAUACUGAUUGUAGGUACAUGUCUCGACGAUUGGAAGGAGGCGAAUCAAGGGCAAUAGCUUAUGCACCUUCUACAAAUAAUCCAAUGGAAAUUAAAGCCGCAACUGUACCACGUUAUUCGGAUAUUCCACUGGCGACUCCGAGAAGCGUAAGAGCUAAACCCAGAAUAACGACACAGUCGCUGGACAGAAAAUUGCUGAUGAGUCCGAACGAAGCGGAUCGCUCGCCAGUUUUGUGCAACAAAUACGCAUUGGAUGAUUUUGAAGACGAAACGUCGAGGUGGAGGCACCCGCCUCAAGAUAAGGUCGAGAACUCGGAGAAACCGCAAAGCAACGAAACACCCGAAGAGUUGGAUGGCGUUGAAAAGCGAACUUCCUUUCGUCCCAGAUCCUUGCCGAGAAGAUGUCUUUCUGUGGAAGGAGCCACGACGACGAAUCAUAGAACGAGUUCGUCGUCAGGACCUCGCCCAUCUUCUAUCUAUUUAGAAAUGGAAUAUAUGAGAAGGUCGCAAUCUACUAAAAGUAGACGCACUAGGAGCAAUUAUUCUGUCGCACGUUCUUACAAACGGGGACCACCACCGUCGCCGAGGAUUAUGUCGCCGAUGGGAUUUGCCGUGCAUCGACAGGUUUAUGCCGACGAUAUUGAUUUUGACUACGAGUACUAUACCGCUGCGGAUGAUCAGGAAAGACAGCCGACCAAGCCCGUGCCUAUCUGGCUGUGCGUCUUUUUGGUCGUCAGUUACAUAUUUGGUGGCGCUUAUCUUUUCAGCAAAUGGGAAGAGUGGCAUUUCCUCGAUUCGGCUUACUUCUGUUUCAUCACGUUGACCACCAUCGGUUUCGGCGAUUUUGUGCCGGCGUACAAGGUGGACGCGCAGAAGGGCAUCGCCCUUUGUUCUCUCUACCUGCUAUUUGGAAUUGCCUUGCUGGCAAUGAGCUUUAAUCUGGUGCAAGAGGAGGUCAUCAACAACGUGAAGAGCGUCGCGAAGAGGCUGGGUAUCAUCAAAGAGACCGACGAGGAGGACGUGGAGGAAGAUGAGGAGGAGGAAGGGGAGGCCGAGGACUAUGACGAAUACGACGCCGAGUACGAAGAUGAGGCCUAUGAAAACGAGCCCAAGCUCUGAUCUCGCGGUUUUCAACUUACUAUUCGACGAGAUCGGGGACGCGCGAGUCAUCCGUCUUCGUACAUGGUACAAGAUCCAGGGGAUUUCUCGGUUCACGUCCCGAUCGACAUAUGAGUCAGUUUCAUGGCAUAGAUAGAUCUGAUCUUGCGUAGAUCGACAAUUCCUAUAAUUGAGUAAUAUAGUUCUUUUCGCGCAGGUCUUGUCUCGCAAGAAUAAAUCGGUAUACAAACGUAUAAAGUCAGAUUAAUUUAUAAAUAUGAUUUAUCUCAAUUAUCUUUUUCAAUUUAUAGAUACUCAAAUUCCAGGAUAUUAUUAAAAUUUUAAUUUCUUAUAACUCUCACACAAAAAUUUCUUGAUUUGGAGACUUUUCAUGAUUUAACGUUACAGUGUGUAUUCAAUUCAAUAUCUGACACAAUGCUGAGAAUACUAUUAUUAAGAAAGUUACUAUAUUAUUAAUUAAUUAUAAUGUAUACCAAUGGAAUAUAAUGGUGAAGAGAGAAACUAUAGAGCUUGCGAAUAUUGCGAGGAAAAUAGUGCUGUAUACGUAUAUAGAUACAAGUCGGAGAAUUAGUGUCUAUAAAAUGAAUAGGAGAACAAUUGUGGAAUGCAACUAAAUUUACAUACACUUUGCAUAUCGCAUAGCUUUGAUAUUUAAUCGACAUUUGCAUUUUUAAUAUUUUCCUUUCAGAUUUUGUCCAAUAAUUAUUUGCAAUAAAUUUUACAUUAUU
Temnothorax curvispinosus is the source of this 2058-nucleotide messenger RNA. RefSeq lists its product as uncharacterized. The transcript has 7 exons. Gene Ontology annotation, cellular component: membrane. The annotation marks the transcript as partial. Gene Ontology annotation, molecular function: potassium ion leak channel activity. The record is from RefSeq and is a predicted model, not a curated record. Gene Ontology annotation, biological process: potassium ion transmembrane transport; stabilization of membrane potential. Lineage: Eukaryota; Metazoa; Arthropoda; Insecta; Hymenoptera; Formicidae.